AUGCUGGAAACCGCUUAUGAACCAUUACAGGAUGAUGAAAAUCGAAAGGAUAGAAAACUGAUGUAUGUUAGGUCGGAUGUUGCAAGAGUAUACAGACAUGAUAAGAUGAGAGUGGUUUGUGUACUGGUUAUAGAUAAGGAUCAAAAUGCUACUAAUGUCUGGUAUGUGGAAUCCAUAGAGGAGUGCAACUGUAUGCUGCCGCUCUCAGACAAGAAGACUGUAACCACCGAUGAAGGAGAAGGGGAUCCCGGAUCCACCGACGCGGCAUGUAGCUGGAAUAAGCGCCCCGCUGUACGAAAGAUGGACCUCAAUCAACAUACGAUUGUGGUGGCCAAAGAAUUCGUCAACAAAAGUCGAAACUUCGCGUGGACUGUUACACGAUCGAAGUUUAUGCCGUUGAAGUGCUCUCAUUUGGCAUUGUGA
This is a messenger RNA of Sphaeroforma arctica JP610, 423 nucleotides long. RefSeq lists its product as hypothetical. Bases 1 to 423 code for a protein of 140 amino acids. The record is from RefSeq and is a predicted model, not a curated record. Lineage: Eukaryota; Ichthyosporea; Ichthyophonida. The transcript has 2 exons.